Messenger RNA from Lachancea sp. 'fantastica', 1386 nucleotides. Lineage: Eukaryota; Fungi; Ascomycota; Saccharomycetes; Saccharomycetales; Saccharomycetaceae. The record is from the annotation of a GenBank genome assembly.
AUGUCUGCGUUCAUACCGUUUCUUGGACGCAUCUCUUUCACCGACUACGUGAUCCUACUUCUGGUAAUGGUUGAGAAGUUACUGACCGUGGUGUUGAAUUGCAUUCCAAAGGUAUGGAUGGAUACGGCAACCACGGUGAUCAAUACGCUUACCAGAGGUGCACUGGGACCCGUUGACGAGCUUUCGCAACAAUUGCGCGAUGCCAAAAAUAUUCAUGAAAUGGGUCAAAUCUUCGGAGUUGACAUAGAGGACCACAUUGUACGCACCGAAGAUGACUACCUGCUAACUUUGCACCGUUUGGCCCCUUCGCCAGAAAAUAGCAACGGACAGGUAGUCUAUCUGCACCACGGACUGUUGAUGUGUUCGGACAUCUGGAUGUGCCACACACAGCGUGAGUGCAACUUGCCGUUAGUCCUACAUUCGUUAGGAUUCGACGUCUGGAUGGGUAAUAAUCGGGGAAAUAAGUACUCGACUCAACAUUUAUACAAGGGUCCCAAAACGCAGGAUUUUUGGAGCUUUUCGAUCGACGAAUUCGCAUUUUUCGACAUCCCAAAUUCCAUCGAGUUUGUGCUGGAACACACGCAGCAAGAAGAGCUCAUAUGUGUUGGGUUUUCGCAGGGUUCUUCACAAACGUUUGCCGCAUUGAGUGUGCGUGAAGACCUCAAUAAAAAAAUCAGUCUAUUUGUUGCCAUUGCGCCCGCAAUGACACCGCAAGGCUUGCACAACCGUAUUGUCGAUACUCUACUAAAGUCAAGUCCACGGGUGAUGAACUUGUUUUUUGGAAACCGUAUACUAUUGCAGAGUGCCACCGUAUGGCAGAAAACGCUGCCGCCGUCGCUAUUCAACAUUAUUAUCGACCUCGCCAACCGGUUUUUGUUUGACUGGAAGUCUUAUAACAUUACCUCACAGCAGAAACAUGCCUCCUAUGCUAAGCUGUACUCGACCACCAGCGUAAAAACCGUCGUCCACUGGUUUCAGAUUCUUCAUGCGCAGCGGUUCCAGAUGUUCGAGGAACACGACAUCGUCAUGAACUCGUGGAACCCUACUCGUUCUUACCAAAUCACAACUUUCCCCACACGCACCAAUAUUUGCAUCCCUGUUCUGUUGUUGUAUGGAGGUUCCGAUUCGCUGGUCGACAUCGAAGUUAUGAAGGCCAACCUCCCCGUUUCUCAAGUCUUUGACGUGAUGAUUCCGGCUCACGAGCAUUUGGAUCUUCUGUGGGGCCGCGACGUCGGGAAUCUUGUCAUUCCCAAUUUGCUGCGUUUUGUCUGGUUUUUCAAGGACAUCAAAGCGUUAGAAGGUGGCACUGCUUUUGAUUCUGCGAAUGAGCUUGCCAGUCCUUUUACCAGAAACUACAGUGACAGCGUCCUAACCAAAGCCCCAUGA